CGGUCAGUGCUAUAUCAGUGACAGACUGCGAGAGUCGGCAGAGGCCUUGGUUUGGUUGCUAAAGGACUAAAAGACAAUAAAAUCAACGACAAAAUAAUGAAGCAUUUUCUUGCGCUGCUGUGUGUCGUCGCGUACUUCGGUCACGCAGAGGCUGACGACAGGAACAGAUACCAAGAAACUGUGCAAGAUUUCUUAGGACUGUUGGAGAGAGACACAUCACCACCUAAAGGAGGCUCAAGCAGUGCCAGCCAAGCGAAUGACUUCAUCGACGUUGUCCUUCUGCAGAGGAUGCCUGCACUCAUCAGGGAAACUACUGGCUUGUUCCCGGCAGCUUCAUUGCCUCCCUACAAUUUCAAGGUGUACAAGACGUCCAUCACUAACCGUGACCUGAAAGUGAACGUGACGCGAGGUGGGCUCAGGAACUUCGACACGGCUGUGAUCCGCGUCGGCGACUGCAUCCCCGCUCUGGUGGCCGGGAACACGAGCGUCAGCUGCACACUCAGCUUCGAUGGCAUCCUCGCGGAACUUGUCGCCGUGACCAAGGGAGACAACCUGCUGGGCAUAGUGAAAUCUGUGGACGUCGACGCCCUCGUCUACAACACGACCGGCCGGCUCGAGGUCACAGCGGCUCCGAACAGACCGGGGUUCGUGCGCACUCUGUUCGUGGAAAGCGUCAACUUCGACGUCAGGCCGGGAUCGAACCUCGAUUUGAACGAAGUCCGGAUGAGCAACUUCAAGUCGUACAUCGCUAACUUUCUCACGGAAGAGUUGUACAUGAACAUAUACGGCAAUUAUCAGACGCUCCUUAACCACGCGGUCGCCCGCAUGAACUUUGUUCUGUCUUAGUGGUGGUCCGCAAACGAUGGAGAAAAGAGGGACCUGGCGCCGCUACACGAAGCUUUUUGAACGCUACGUAGGAGCGAGCGUACAAAAUUUUCUUCGCAUGGUUGGGGAUGCAGAAUUUUGUUGCGAAGCGAGAGCACAAAUGCAAUUAGUGCAAAAAAAAAAAAAUUGUAGAGUGCAAUGAACGCACUGUUAUUGUGUGCACAUGUAACUUUGUUGAGCUUGCACGUGAAAUGAAAUAAACACAAAUAAAGCCGGUAUAACUUCAAUCUCUUUAGAUUGAGAAUUCCCACCUUCUGUGCGAUGUGUGAUUGUCUCAGAGGCAGGACAAUGAUGUUGGUGCUAAUGCCAGUAUAGUGACAUUCAUACUUUUUCUUUCACUAUGUGACAUUAUUUGUGUCUUUGUGACUUUCGUUUGUGUCUAGAGCCUGUUGAGAUUUCUUUAUCGAUUUUUUUUAGGUAGUACAUUUCAUGUCUCAGGAUAUAUAGCUGGCCAUAAAAGAGCCCGCCUUCUCCUUUUAUUGCGAUUAAAUUAGGGAAAGAAUUAGAGGAAUUUCGGUGUUCAAUGUUGAAAGUUGGAAACCAGUGAAAGGUUGUUUUAUCUGACAUGAUGUGUCGCCCCGUGACAUUUGACACAGUAUAAUAAACAGUCGUAAAGCACAAUA
Dermacentor andersoni is the source of this 1508-nucleotide messenger RNA. Its product is annotated as salivary anticoagulant protein P23-like. The record is from RefSeq and is a predicted model, not a curated record. Lineage: Eukaryota; Metazoa; Arthropoda; Arachnida; Ixodida; Ixodidae.